GUUUUCUUCAUGUGAUGCUCUCUAUAAGCAUGCCGGUCAUGCUCUGACGUUCUCUAUGUGUAUAUUCCAUAAUAACAUACUGUAAUAUCAGUGUCAUAACUCGUUGGAAAGCACGGUCGACUUUGGAAUGAACGCAAACGUAUAUGGGAACAAAGGUAGCUAGGCGCGUAUUUGCGCGCCGGGUCGAGGCGUUCGGACGUCGUUGUUGUUGCCAUCCAAACGCGACCCAUGAGUGCCUCGACAUCGAAAGACACAGCGCCAGUCACUGACAAGCCAUUCACAUGGGGUCGAGUGUUGCUAUGCGGUGGGACCGACUGGCCUAGAUUAGGUCGCAAGUCAGCAAGCGCGAAGAAAGUUCACGAAGGGCCCAUCGGUCCAGACCUCCUAGAACCGCAUAUACUACGUUCCCUCGGAAAUAUCAAAGUCACGUCAAUACAUACUUCAUGCGCCGGGUGCCAUUGUGUCGCAUUGGAUGUUGAUGGGACUGCUUGGCUCUUUGGACGAAACGAACGUUCUGCAUUGGGCGCUUCAGGUGACGCGGUUUCGGAGAACGCACCCUUGAGAUUAACGGCACAAGACUUGGGGGCACCAAAGGGAACUACUUUUGUGGAUGCAGCGUGUGGAAGAAGUCAUACCAUAUUGGUCGGAAGCAAUGGCCAAUUUUGGGCCGCGGGAGAUAAUAAGAUGGGACAGUGCGCUCACCCUCCAUGCCCGGAAGUAUCAACCUUUAAGCUCGGACAUGCUCCCAAAGUCAAUGGAAAUAGGGAGGUUGUAGUCAAAGCAGCAGCUGGUAUCAGCUUUUCUCUUGUCUUGACAGAAAGCGGACGAGUGUUCGCUUUCGGAAGUGCCGAAAAGGGCCAACUGGGUAAUGGCAAGACUGGAGAACAUAUUGUCACUGGGGGGAAGGUUGUCUUCGAUGCUGAAUGGGAACCAAUUCCUGUGAGAGGGUUCGACAACAAGAAAAUCGUGGAGAUUGCAUGUGGGCAACAACAUAGUAUAGCCCGAGACGAAGAAGGCCUGGUCUAUGUGUGGGGCUACAACGGAUACUGCCGUCUGGGUCUGGGAAAUCAAAAAGAUACUUUGAUUCCGGAGAUUGUGCCACAUUUUUCCGGACCGAAUGAAAUAUUGAGAGCUGUCAAGGUAGUUGCAGGACCAUCAAACUCUGUCGUCAUUGACAAGCAAGGAAUGUACUGGAUGACUGGUAAAUGGAAGAAUACUGGUGAUGGCUCUUCUGGACAGCCUUGGUCGACAUUCCGCUACUUCCCCGAUCUUAUGGGACUCAAGAUCACGGAUGCCAGUUGUGGCGGAACUACGCACUUCGCACUAUGUCCCGACGAGGACGAUACCAUCAUGACUGUUGCAUUUGGUCAGGGUGCAACCAACGGCGAGCUUGGUCUGGGGCCGGACGAAGCGAAGAGCGCAACUAAGCCAACCAAGAUUCAACCAUUGUCUGGCAUCGAUGUUUUCCAAGUUGCGGCUGGACAAAACACUACGUUCUUCCUUGCUCACCCUAAUGAGAAAUUAUCGGACUUACCUCGCCACCCUGCUGACAUGGAACAGCCCGAGCUCUGUGUGGUCUGUAGUAAGGACAACGGGGAGGAUGACGCACCACUGGAAUGUGACAAGUGCGACAGUCCAUAUCAUCUCGGGUGCUUGGAUCCACCUUUGGACGCCAUUCCAGACGGCGAAUGGUUCUGCCCGGAUUGCGAGGAGGAUCCAGGAGCACCUGUUGUCCUAGGCUCAGGCAAGAAGAAGCUUGGCAAAGGCAAGCCCAAAGCCAAAGUGGCCGCUGAAGAAACUGAUGACGAAAACGUUGAGGAAGAGGAAGAGGAGUCUGGCAGGACUGGUCACAAGCGUAAAGCUGCUGGCAAAUCAGGUCCCGCGAAACGCAAGAAGUGAUCUCGCAAUAUUUAGAUCAGACACUUUGAAUACUGCCUUAUGCAUUAUGGACUCUGUCAUGCAUUGUCAGGACGUUUAUUGUAUAUAUGUUAUAUUUCACUCAUGUCCUAUGGGUCUUUUCAAUGUCGCGUAUUAUUAUGGUAUCAUUCACAACGACUUUUAACGUCACAGAUCUAAGCAAAAGUGAUAAAAGUCCGUCAACGCAACGUGAAAGAAUCCUUUUAAGAGUACAUCCCAAGCAUUGGUAUCCCAUCAUCCACGUACGCACGAACACAAGAGUUGAACUCUACGCG
Messenger RNA from Somion occarium, 2192 nucleotides. The record is from the annotation of a GenBank genome assembly. Lineage: Eukaryota; Fungi; Basidiomycota; Agaricomycetes; Polyporales; Cerrenaceae.